AUGUUCGUCGGCAAACUUCUACCCUUUAUCGGCCUGCUACGUGCUGCCUCCGGUACACCUGUUGAUAGGCUGCUGGACCGCCGCGAUGUGGUGGGCCAUGACACUCUGAACCCUCUUCCGCAGAGAGUUCAGGACAAUUACAGUGGCGCAGCCAUUGCGAGAUUCAACCCCCUUCUCCAUAUUGCGAGUGGGUGCCAACCGUACACCGCCGUCGACGAUGCGGGUAAUAUCAGUGGCGGAUUGAAGCCCAGCGGUAAAUCCGACGGUGGCUGUAGGGAUACCUCCAAGGGACAGACCUACGCCAGAAUCGGACAGUACAACCAGAGAUGGGCAAUCAUGUAUGCAUGGUACUGGCCCAAAGACCAGCCACUCGAUGGUGUAUCCACCGGCGCGCAUAGGCACGACUGGGAGAAUGUCGUCAUCUUCAUCAACGACCCCUCCGACGCGAACCCGACGAUCCUUGGCGGAGGAGCUUCUGGACAUGGCCAGUACAAGGAGUCAGAUUUCCUGCCGCGCCAGGGUGAUAGCGUGAAGGUGGAAUACUUCGCCGAGUUUCCCACCAACCAUGAGCUGCAGUUUACUAGCACAGUGGGCAGAACUUAUCCGGUUCUCGAUUGGGAUGUUAUGACCCCAGCCAUGCAGAACGCCCUUAACAAUGCAGACUUUGGGUCCGCCGACGUUCCGUUCAAGGACGCGAACUUCAUCUCGAGCCUUGGCAACGCUGCAAACUUCUAG
Molecule: messenger RNA, 735 nt
Organism: Colletotrichum graminicola M1.001
Lineage: Eukaryota; Fungi; Ascomycota; Sordariomycetes; Glomerellales; Glomerellaceae
Product: necrosis inducing protein
Exons: 2
Coding region: 1-735 (244 amino acids)
Source: RefSeq, a predicted model, not a curated record